UCAAAAACAGCUGAAAACUGAACAGCGAAAUUUUUGUAUUUUGCGAUGGUCAUUUCUGCUCAUUUGUACAAAUAAAAAUCGAAAGAAAGAAAAUUAAUUUUUCUCGUUAAAACUCAUAUCAAAAGCCUUGGUGAUAAAAUACACCACUUGUUCAAAUACUUUGAAAUGGCAAUACAAAUACUGUAUCACAAAGUCUUAUCAACUUCCAGCAAAUAAAAUUGGAUACAUUUUUGAUUGUUACAUUUCUAUAGGUUGUUUAUUAGAAAGCGGAAGUAACACAAUUUUUUAUUUUUGUUUUGAUCAUACUUUAUUUAAAGAAAAAUUUAUAAUGGGUGGAAUAGUAUGGCGGGAAUUAUUCCCAACAAAAUUAACAUGUUUAAUUUUCAUAUUUUACAUGUCUUUAUUCAUAAGCCAAGGCAUUUUGGUGACGGCAUCUCAAGAAUCAAAUAACUCUUAUAGCUAUAAUACCGUGACAGUGGUGCUGUUGACCGAAGUCUUGAAAUUAGUUGUUUCCACUGGAUUGUAUUGUAGAGAGAAUACAAUAGAUUCAUUAAUAAAAGACAUUAAAAGGCAUUCCAAUGUGAUGAUGUUGUACUUUGUGCCGGCAUUUUUAUACUGCUUGUACAAUAAUUUAGCUUUUGUAAAUCUAUCAACGUUCGACCCAACAACUUAUUAUCUACUUUUGCAAUUGCGAGUUGUUAUAACAGGCAUAUUGUUUCAGAUAAUAUUUAAAAAAUAUCUAACAAAACGACAAUGGAUCUCCCUUAUAAUUCUGACAGUGGGUUGCAUGCUCAAACAAUUCAAUUUCAACAUAAGUAGUCCAUUCAACUCUAACUCCCCGCACAACACUACCAUACCAUCAACUAAUCUAAACUCAGAGGAAUCCUCAUCAAUUAUAUCCCGCAAAAAUAUAACCGGUUUUGACCUUAGCAUAAGUGCCGUUUGGAUUCUAGUUCAAACAAUAUGUUCCUGUCUAGCUGGCGUGUACAAUGAAUACUUACUCAAAGACAAGGGUGCAGAAGUUAACAUCUUCGUUCAGAAUGUAUUUAUGUACUUUGAUUCCAUCGCUUGCAAUGCUGCUAUUCUAAUUCUACGCGGCGAAUUACUUGAUGCGUUUACACUAACCAACAUACAGUCAGUGUUUCGAUUUAGUGUAAUAGCAAUUAUCAUCAAUAAUGCAGCCAUUGGAAUCGUAACGAGUUUCUUCCUCAAAUACAUGAACUCAAUACUUAAGACCUUCGCUAGCGCCUUAGAACUCUUAUUUACUGCAGUAUUAUGUUAUUUCCUGUUCGCAAUACCCAUCUACAUAAACACAGCUCUGGCCAUAGCUGUUGUUUCUUUUGCCAUUUAUUUGUAUUCACAAAGUCCAGUAGUGAAUCUGGGCAAGGUUGUUCGACAACAAGGUUCAUUGGAAGCAAAUUCAAUGGCCAGUCGCAAAUUGCUAGAUUCCGAUACUGAACUGGAGAUGGAAGCAGUUUAAGAUUUUAUUUAUUUACUUACAAUACGUCUAUACUACUUAACCAAAUGAUGUUUCAUAAAAUAAAACAAGUUUAUUUUUUUUAUAGAAAAAAAAUAUUAUUUAUUUAUUUUUUGAA
Episyrphus balteatus (marmalade hoverfly) is the source of this 1595-nucleotide messenger RNA. RefSeq names its product UDP-galactose transporter senju (gene senju). Gene Ontology annotation, molecular function: UDP-galactose transmembrane transporter activity. Gene Ontology annotation, cellular component: Golgi membrane. The coding region runs from base 329 to 1480 and encodes 383 amino acids. Lineage: Eukaryota; Metazoa; Arthropoda; Insecta; Diptera; Syrphidae. Gene Ontology annotation, biological process: pyrimidine nucleotide-sugar transmembrane transport. The record is from RefSeq and is a predicted model, not a curated record. The transcript has 4 exons.